Molecule: messenger RNA, 1170 nt
Organism: Tripterygium wilfordii
Lineage: Eukaryota; Viridiplantae; Streptophyta; Magnoliopsida; Celastrales; Celastraceae
Product: ethylene-responsive transcription factor RAP2-10-like
Exons: 1
Coding region: 339-860 (173 amino acids)
Biological process (GO): regulation of DNA-templated transcription
Molecular function (GO): DNA-binding transcription factor activity; DNA binding
Source: RefSeq, a predicted model, not a curated record
ACACCGGUUGUUAUCCCAAUUUGCCAAAAGGAGGCCAAACAAGACUCCCAGAUGUGUAUAGCAAAGCAUCUACGCAUACGAACCCACCCUCCUCCCCUUUAAAACUAAUUCACAGAGAUUUGUCGGUGAAUUUGGAUUUUCUCUCCUUUUUUGAAAGUUUUAAACAAACAAAACCCAUCUUCGACGUGGAAGCUCACGCAGAUGCCAAACUUCAGAGUCUCCUCCUCGCAUGAAAAUUGAAACCCCAAUCAACUAGCGUGUCGCUCCAUGACAGAAAAACACAGAAAUCCUCUCUGACUCGGUGACUCCCCCACUCAGAAUUCUAGAGAAAUAAGGAGAUGGAAGGCGUAGGAGGAGGAGAGAGAGGAGCCACGAGGAAGCGAGGAGGGAACAUGGAGGGCGAUAGGACUUAUAAGGGGAUAAGGAUGAGAAAGUGGGGAAAAUGGGUGGCCGAGAUUCGGGAACCUAACAAGCGUUCGAGAAUCUGGCUUGGGUCCUACUCGACCCCAAUCGCGGCGGCUAGGGCUUACGAUACGGCGGUUUUUUAUUUAAGGGGUCCAUCUGCCAGGCUUAAUUUCCCGGAAUUGGUUGGAGAGAGUGUCGGCGGCGGCGGCGAGAUGUCGGCGGCGUUGAUUCGGAAGAAAGCGACUGAAGUGGGCGCCAGAGUCGAUGCUUUCGAGACUGCUAUGCGCCAUCAUCAUCACGACGUUCAUCAACAUCAUCAUCACGAUGACGACGAUGACCACGAGACUAAACCAGUGGUCAGUAGCUGCGAAUUCAAGCCUUUGGUGGAGCGGGUUGACUUGAACAAGAUACCCGACCCAGAGGACUUAGAUAGCGAUCACUGGAAGACAAAUUAGAGAGACUUUAUGCAAGUCUUUUAUUUUUCCUCUUUUUUUGGGUCCUGUUUUUCAGCUUCUGUUUGUUCAUAGUGAAUCAGUGAUAGUUGCUAACAUGCGCUAAAGGAAGAUGACUGAACAAACGAUGAGGCCUUCUUCUUUUCUUCUUCUAUUUGGGUUAGUAAAAAUUUAGUGCUUGCUAGUAUUUCAUAUACGUAUUAGUUUCCUUGAGGAGAUUUCCACCUUGUAUAAAAGGUUCAAUUGUAUAUUACUUAGUCAUCAGCAUAUUUUCUAAGUUCAAUUCCUCUGUUUUUGGGGGGUUUGAUUGCAA